AUGUAUUUGAUCGUGUUGAAGAGGUUGUUCUUCUGCCUCGCCCUGCACGCGUUCGGUCGACUUGUGGCUGUGCGAUCCAGUCCGAGUGAAAGAUGGGUAGGGAGGUCUAUGGAAACCUUCCGGGGUAUCAGAUCCCCUCAAGACAAUCAAGUUAUCCGAAUCAGCUUGGAGGAACUUAGAGUAGAAAGGCCAGCCACGACCGGGGGCCAAGUCGAAGGCUUCGAUGCCAAAUCAAUCUCAGAAUUUGUGACUAUCAAGCAAAAAUUGGUGCUGCUUCGUCAUUACUUAAAACUUCUUCCGGCAGUUCAGUCAAGGCCGGCUUGGCAACAGCUUCGUUCGCGCGGUGGGGUUUCCCCUGAACUUCCCGAGGAGGACAUGCUGCAAGAAGUGAUGGACAUCUGGAAGUUUCUAGAGCAUGAGCUGAUUAGAUUGCAAGCUGAGAAAGACGAUCAGCUCAGGAAGACUGAACCGGCUUUCAAACUGAAGUUUUUGCAAUACAUGUAUCUUCUCGGGGACUUGAUUCACCAACGUCAGCAGGUGCCAUCCAACUUCAUCCAAGCCAUCGAAAUCUUCAAGCCAGACACCCUCUUCCAAAUGGUGGAGUACCAAAUCGAUCUGCAGUUCAGCAAGUGGGGGAUAAGUUUCUUCGAACACAGCGGUUCGACACUAUUACCUCACCUAGAUUCCAUACAAGGAAACCCAACUAUGAAACACUUCCAAAGAUCCAUAAAAGCUCUUGAUGCUGAAGUCGAUCGCCAGCAUCUUGUCUACCUCGUCCUCAGCACAUUCAUACGAAAUGCGCCAUGGGGUCUGACGAAAUAUUCAAGUGGAGAAUUCGCCGAGAUCAGCAAAGGAUUCACCCAGAGUGAUUUCCUUGCUCAGGCUGGAAUGUACUCAGGAAUCGCCAAGACGCGUGGGAUCGAAGAGCGCUACAAUCUGUUCGCAGGUCAAAACAUCCCAGUUGUCGAUCUGGUCAAAUCGGCUGUCGAGCUUUUCCAAAACACUAGGAGCAAGCCAGCUGAGAAACAUGAGAAACUCCAACUGCAAAUGGCCUAUUACAUCAUCAAAUUCCUUCAAAGCUACCAUCAACCAUUGCUCGACACCGUUAUCACUGGCAAGGAGCAGGGAUUUGAGGGCCACUUCCACACAAUUUUCAAACAGCUGGGUGGGCACCGAUGGGUUUUGUACUGAAUGAAUUAUGUUAUCUGCAACCUACAAUACAUAAAUAGUUGUUUAAUUGGAUCAUGAGCCCUUUCU
Molecule: messenger RNA, 1257 nt
Organism: Puccinia graminis f. sp. tritici CRL 75-36-700-3
Lineage: Eukaryota; Fungi; Basidiomycota; Pucciniomycetes; Pucciniales; Pucciniaceae
Exons: 5
Coding region: 1-1191 (396 amino acids)
Source: RefSeq, a predicted model, not a curated record